Lactuca saligna is the source of this 384-nucleotide messenger RNA. NCBI's taxonomy places the organism in Eukaryota, Viridiplantae, Streptophyta, Magnoliopsida, Asterales, Asteraceae. The record is from the annotation of a GenBank genome assembly.
AUGUUAUUCUCGGUGGCUCCAUCUUCAAUCGAAGCUAGCUUCAACAUCGAGGCAAUUUUGGAGUCACAAGAAGUUGAUGUAUGUUUCUGCAACAUUGCUACAGUUCCUUCGUUGAUCGGUUCUCUAGAGCUUUUCCAGAUCGAGCAAACUUCGUAUGCCCUUAUUUAUCCGGAACCAGGGGAAAUAGAAGUUGUGUUUGCGAGUCUUGGAACCAAGAAGGUUUUUGAGAAAUUCUUGACACAUCGUGAUCCUGAUCCGUUGUAUUUCACUAAAGAUAAGCCCUUUGGAGCUUUGUAUGAUACUCCUGUCAUCUUGUCAUCAUGGUUAUCCGAAGAAGAUGUUGAUUAUUACACCAAAAAGUUCGAGCAAACUGGUUUCACAUGA